Molecule: messenger RNA, 1164 nt
Organism: Chrysoperla carnea
Lineage: Eukaryota; Metazoa; Arthropoda; Insecta; Neuroptera; Chrysopidae
Exons: 4
Coding region: 1-1164 (387 amino acids)
Source: RefSeq, a predicted model, not a curated record
AUGUCUAACCAACCAGGUCAACUUCAUCUAACAUAUCCUAUAUUAGCAAAUAAAUUAUCAGCAAUACAUGUAACUCCUACAAAAAGUUUAUCAGAAAUAGUUGUACCAAAGAAUUCAAUACGAAAUAAUUUGAAUUAUUUAUCACCAAAAGCAAUACGAACAUUACCGCAACGUUUGCCAUUAUUACCAAAUUUAUCACCAUUACCAUUAGUUCGACAACGUGGUGUUAAAAGAGCAAUUAAAGAUUUGGGAAAAAUAUUUAAAUUAAAUUAUUAUGAUGAAAGUCAUAUACAAUUCUGGUAUUUGGAUAUGCUUACUGAUUUUUUAUGGCGCUUGCAAGAUGAUUUCCACUUACCAAUAGAAUUUCAACGUAUAGGUCUAUCAUGGAUUAUAUUUUUCUUAUCACUUGUAAUUGAUACAAAUAUUAAUUAUGAGCGCGAAGAAGUAUUUGAUAUUUUACGAGAAACAAUAAAGCUGGCUGGCGAAGCAAUGGAUGAAGGUGAUCCUUACUUAUCGCGACCAGAAAAUUUAGCACAAAUUUUUACAAUCGAUGAUUGUAACCGGUUGGAUCAGAUAGAACAAGCAUUUAGUAAUUCGGAAAAUGAGGAAAUCGAUUAUCUUGAUUUAAGAACCAGUAAUGAACGGAGUAUAUUUAUAUUGCAACCAUCAACAUACAGUGAUUCAUCUGAAUCUGCAUCCAUUACGGAUUUGAAUGUCACAUCAAGUAGCAAUUACACACUAAAUUCAUCAAAAGGCGGUUCGAGUGUGUCAUCAGAAGAAGAACAAAGUGUAAAUGAUUCUGAUGAGUUGGAAUUGGAACAAAAUGCUGAUAUGGAGAAACUAAGUGUUAAAACAAUGUUGGCAGUAAUUGACUUCAUAUAUGAAUACUUUUACAAUGAUUUUCAAUAUUCUGUGAUACGUCAAGCUGUUAUAAAUCCACCCAAUUAUACUGAACAGGCAAUUGACGAAUUCCAUUUUCCAAAGAAAUUUGAUGGCGAAGAUGAUGAACAAUCAAUCAUAUCCGAUAUAUCAGAACUAAGUUUAAAUGCGUUGUUUGAUAAUACAUUACAAUCGAUACGUGGGUAUAAAAAAAAUUUAUUGCCUUUGAAGGAAUCAAUUCAAGUUCCAUGUUCGAAUCAUUCAAUUAAUUUAAAAACAUUUUAA